AUAGUACAUUACAGAUGGUACACUACAGAUGGUACAAUACAGAUGGUACAUUACAGAUAGUACAUUACAGAUGGUACACUACAGAUAGUACACUACAGAUAGUACACUACAGAUGGUACACUACAAAUAGUACACUACAGAUAGUACACUACAGAUGGUACACUACAGAUGGUACACUACAGAUGGUACACUACAGAUGGUACACUACAGAUAGUACAUUACAGAUAGUACACUACAGAUAG
This is a messenger RNA of Candidula unifasciata, 242 nucleotides long. Lineage: Eukaryota; Metazoa; Mollusca; Gastropoda; Stylommatophora; Geomitridae. The record is from the annotation of a GenBank genome assembly.